Messenger RNA from Botrytis deweyae, 2921 nucleotides. RefSeq lists its product as uncharacterized. Gene Ontology annotation, molecular function: L-glutamate N-acetyltransferase activity, acting on acetyl-CoA as donor; arginine binding. The transcript has 4 exons. The record is from RefSeq and is a predicted model, not a curated record. The coding region runs from base 146 to 2350 and encodes 734 amino acids. NCBI's taxonomy places the organism in Eukaryota, Fungi, Ascomycota, Leotiomycetes, Helotiales, Sclerotiniaceae. Gene Ontology annotation, cellular component: mitochondrial matrix. Gene Ontology annotation, biological process: L-arginine biosynthetic process.
UUACUUCAUAUAAUGAAAAUGCCUCUCCCUCUUUGUUAUUAUUCUCAACAAUUUAUCCUCACUUUGGAAAAUUAUGAUUCCAAUAUUUUCCCUUUUACAUUGCUUUCAAAUGAUUUCUUCUGAAUAAUUCAAAUCAAUAUGCAAUAUGUUAUUGCAAAAUUUAGCCUUGAAAAAGGGCAAAGAAGCGGCUGGUCAUAACAUUCAAUCAUUGACAAAACAUGGGAACUAUUUUGUUCAAAGUAGUGAUAGGAGACGUACAUAUACUUCCAAUCAAUCUGCAGCUAGUAAAGUGAGGGAAGAAUUGGCCAAAGAAACUUGCGAAAAGCUUUCGAAUCAACAUCAAGCCAAGAAGAAGGCUAAAGCUAUUGAUAGAGACUUCUUUCUAUCGGUCCUUGGUUCUUCCGCAACUAAACGCGAAGCUCGCUCUUAUAUUCAAAACUUCAAACCUCUAAAUACUUCUCCCGCAAAGCCGAAAUCCCAAGGCCCUGUUCAACAAAACACAAAUGAGAAUGGAGUAAACCUGGGAAGCAUUUAUACAGCGACAAGGGCCGUGGCAGAAAGUCCAAAGUUUGUACAACAACCAGCAGUCUCACAAACCACAUUGGGCGGCUCCAUUUUACAUGUUGCUUUAGUGAAAAUUAGAGCUCCACAACUGCUAGAUGACGAAACGUUGAAUGGGAUUGGGAAAACAUUAUCGAAACUGUGUAGACUUGGACUGGUCAGUACUGUUGUGGUGGAUUGCGAGGAUGGAAGCGAUACCCACCUGAAGGUAUCUAAAAGCGAAUGGAGGGAUCGGGUUAAAGAGCAAGCCGCUCGUGUUGUGACUGCCAUUGAUGCUAGUGGGACAGAAGCACGGCUAGUGGACAAUGUGAUAGGAAUUGCAGAAAAUGGAUCUGAUGUCGAGCAACAACCGUAUCUGAAAGGCAGAGUGCAUGUCACAUUUAGGGAGUUAUUGAUGACGCCAUUGAGACGAGGAGUACUCCCUGUGUUACCUUCAAUAGGGCAUACGGAUGCUACUCAAACGGCAAUAUUAACAACCGCUAGUGAUGUUGUCAUGGCGUUGACCCGAGAAUUUGCUGGAAUCUUGCCUCCGCAAUCACCGGAUGAACAUCCUAAUGUUGUCAAAGAGCACUUACAAGCCUUACAAAAUGAGGUAUCACUUGAUCGUCUAAUUCUGAUUGAUCCUCUUGGGGGCAUUCCAGCUUCGGACCGCAAAAACGGUUAUCACGUAUUUCUGAAUAUGGAACAAGAAUAUGAGCUGGCGAAGCAAGAUCUCAUAAAAACAGGAGGAUUGUAUAGCGAAACAUCCAAGCUACCAACACGUGCAGAAGCAGGCUCGAAUUCUAAUGUCGGAGAUGAUAUCCCCCUUUCCAGCUUUACCGAACAAAAAUCUGGCGAGCUUAAAAAUUCAUCCCCGCAGCAAAGCGGUUCACCUACACAGCAAGAUCAAAGAAUGAAAUUCCAUUUGGAUAAUUUGGAACUAGUUCGAAGUGCUUUGGCCGUAUUGCCUCCUAGCUCUUCUGCUUUGAUAACUACGCCUGAUGAAGCCGCGAAUUCCGGAAAGCAACACGAAUUCAAGGCCGCUGGGGUUGGUACACGACGACAACGAAAUCCGUUGAUUCACAACCUACUUACCGACAAGCCAGCAUUCUCUUCAUCCCUUCCUGUUGGAAGACUAGGCCCCAUGGAUAAGAACGAACCAAUUACACUAUCAACUAAAAUGGCCCCAGCCACUUUUGCAAAACAUGGAAUGCCAGUAACCAUUUUUCCCGAUCCAAAAACUACCCCUUGGCAACCACCUGUCGCUGGCGUUCCACAGAUAAGCUUAACUGAUCCUCAAAUUGAUCUACCCCGCCUAGUACAUUUGAUCGAGGACUCUUUCAAUAAGAAACUAGAUGUUCAAGAUUAUUUAAGGCGUGUCAAUAAUCGUAUAGCUGGAGUCAUUAUUGCAGGCGAAUACGAAGGAGGAGCAUUACUGACCUGGGAACUACCACCCGGUGUUCCAGACGAUGGAAGUGAAGAAAGCCGUAAGCGAAUGGUGCCAUAUCUUGACAAAUUUGCCGUCUUAAAGAGAAGUCAGGGAUCGGGCGGUGUUGCAGAUGUGGUUUUUAAAUCUAUGGUGAGAGAUUGUUUUCCUGGUGGUGUUUGUUGGAGAAGUCGUAAGGAUAAUCCAGUAAACAAAUGGUAUUUUGAACGCAGUAGAGCUACGUUGAAACUGGCUGAUACGAAUUGGACGAUGUUCUUCACGACGCCGGAAGAAAACAUGGAUCAGCAAACAUUCCAAGACUAUGAAGCUGUUUGCAAGGUCAUUGAACCUUCUUGGGCGGAUAAACAGGGAGUUCAGGAUUGAACUUUAUACAUAAGUGUUGGAGGUAUAGAUAGUGUGGAGCUUGAUAUACUUAUGAGGUGCUUACGGACCAGACCAAGGUGUGUCUCGCAAUCGCCAAAACACGAUAAAUCCCUUGGAAGCGGACAAGUUUCGGCAAAAUGCUUGAUACACUACAUCAUCCCAACCUAGAUGGUAAGAGUAACUUUGAUAAGUGUGAUGUCGAUCACAAAACGAUCUUUACUUCAAUAUUCAAACAUAUAAUUCAGGAUUCUUGGACGUUGGGUGCCCCGAAUGAUGUUGGACCACCUUAGGCUGGUGAAGCGAGAUGGCAAUUCGUUGAGGGGUGAAUCGGACGUUGGCGGAUGUUGUCAGAGCGGGAAGUGAUAUACACAGGUAGCUGAUUCGGACUAAGCUAUCCGAAAAGUCCUUGUGGAUCCAUGUAGUUACACUUGAAGAUACCCUCGAAUAUUAACUACCGGCAGCAUUUACUUGGCUGAUAAGAUUGAAUCUCGCUAUGAGGGGUUUCACAGUAAAUAAGGGUUUUCUUUGAAUGCUAACGAACAAUUUGAUAUAGCACCCAGUAAACAGAACU